UGAUGCAAAGCAGCUUUCAUUUUUUAUUAUAACAAACAAGGUCUCUCUCUCUCUCUCUGCUCUCCCGAUCGUCUCUCCAGUUUCUUCUUCUUGAGCUUCUCUGCUCAUUUAGAUUUCGUACAAAUCCCGUUUAGUUUUCCAAAAGAGUAUUCAUACGCACACAUACAUUCUUCCUCUAAAUAUUAACUAAAGUUAUAUAUUAGCGACAAACUAUUCAAUAUGAUGCUUGAAGGGUGGUCGCUGUGGAUGGAGGCAGAGCACACGACGAUAAUGGUUAGUAUCUUGGUUGCAACAGUCACCAUAUUUGUUGGGUAUAAAUGGUUGAUGAAGAUAGCCAUGAGAGGUAAGCCACCAUUGCCGCCUGGUCCAAGAGGCUUGCCUUUACUAGGAAAUCUUCCUUUUGUUGAACCAGAUCUUCAUAUUUACUUUUCAAAAUUGUCUAAAAAGUUUGGCCCAAUCGUCAAAAUCCAAAUGGGUACCAAAAUCUACAUCGUCAUUAACUCAGCUUCAUUGGCAAGACAAGUCCUCAAGGAAGAUGAUGUAAUUUUUGCUAACCGUGACCCCCCAGCCGCCGGACUAGCUCUCACAUUUGGUGGUCUUGACAUAUUAUGGAGGCCAAAUGGUCCUGAAUUCCGAUAUUUGCGCAAGAUUCUUGUUCGCGAAAUAAUGAGCAAGGCAUUCUUUGAUGCUUCUUACGGCCUUCGUCAAAGAGAGGUGCGAGAGAUGGUGAAAGAAAUCUAUGCAAAAGUUGGCUCACCCAUAAAAGUUGGGGAUCAGCUGUUCGUAACUUCUUUGAAUGUAGCAAUGAGCAUGUUAUGGGGUGCCUCUUUGGAUGAAGAAAAGAAAAUUAGUGUAGGGUUGGAGUUCAAGCAAGUUAUAGAGGAGAUAGUUGACCUUUUGGGUAAACCUAAUAUUUCUGACUUCUUUCCAGUCCUAGCUCCGUUGGAUUUACAAGGAAUUGUAUCAAAAAUGUUGAAACUCAGAUCAUGGCUAGAUAGGAUUUUCGAAUCAGUAAUUGCAAUAAAAACGAAAGUUGAUGGAGAAAGCACGGGGACAAGUAACGAAAAUAAAGACUUUUUGCAAAUUCUGUUGGAGCUUAUGCAGCAGGAAGAUGAAAAGAUGCUACUUUCCAAAGCUGACAUCAAAGCUUUGUUUGUGAAUGUUAUUACGGGAACAACAGAUACAUCAUCGAGUACCAUAGAAUGGGCACUAGCAGAGCUACUAAAAAAUUCAGAUAUUAUGAAGAAAGUACACGAAGAAUUGGAGAGAGUUGUUGGCAAUGAAAAAAUUGUAGAAGAGUGUGAUAUAAACCAACUACAUUAUUUACAGUCUGUAGUGAAAGAAACAAUGAGAUUACAUCCAGUUGUUCCUCUACUUGUCCCUCACAGUCCCAGUAUUUCAACAACUAUAGCUGGCUACAACAUUCCUAAAGGCUCAAAUGUUUUUAUUAAUGUUUGGUCAAUAAUGAGAGAUUCUAAGGCUUGGAAAAAUUCACUUGAAUUUCAGCCGGAGAGAUUCUUAGAACAUCCAGAAAUUGGUGAUUACAGAUGAAAUAAUUUCAACUAUCUUCCUUUUGGAUCAGGGAGGAGAAUAUGUGCCGGGAUUAACUUAGGAGAGAAGAUGGUAAUGUAUGUGCUAGCUACUCUCCUACAUUCUUUUGAUUGGAAAGUAGAAGAUGUUACAAACUUCAAUUUGUCCGAAAAAUUUGGUAUUGUAUUGAGAAAAAUGGAUCCCUUAGUAGCUAUACCAACUACUAGAUUGCCUAAUUUAGAGCAAUAUUUUUGAAACCUAAAUAUUCGGUUUGAGUUGAGUAGUUAUUGUUAAAUGUGAUAGAAUCCGUUAAUGAUAUGAAUUUGGUGUAAAUAAUAAAUUUUAGAGCA
Molecule: messenger RNA, 1880 nt
Organism: Carica papaya (papaya)
Lineage: Eukaryota; Viridiplantae; Streptophyta; Magnoliopsida; Brassicales; Caricaceae
Product: geraniol 8-hydroxylase-like
Molecular function (GO): monooxygenase activity; heme binding; iron ion binding
Source: RefSeq, a predicted model, not a curated record